Molecule: messenger RNA, 303 nt
Organism: Ceraceosorus guamensis
Lineage: Eukaryota; Fungi; Basidiomycota; Exobasidiomycetes; Ceraceosorales; Ceraceosoraceae
Exons: 3
Coding region: 1-303 (100 amino acids)
Source: RefSeq, a predicted model, not a curated record
AUGUCGGCUGGGAAACCUUCGCUUGUGAGAGCAUUUGUUGGCGGUGCUGUGAUUGUAGCGGCAGGAUGGGGAAUCAUGGCAGCGACUACGCCAAACGAGCAGCAAUUCUACGACAAACUCUCUCCGGAGCUCAAGGCUCGCGUAGAUGCUCAACGAAACGCAGCCAGGCGAAAAGCAGCUUAUGCCGAACAAGCGCACAGAGCGCAAGAUCAAGACGAUUCACCUGUACAGUGGCAGACGGGCAAGGAGGCUCGCGAUUCCACGCCUCCACCUACCGGAGCGUUCGGUAGACCUCCUAGGUAG